Messenger RNA from Oppiella nova, 1320 nucleotides. The record is from the annotation of a GenBank genome assembly. Lineage: Eukaryota; Metazoa; Arthropoda; Arachnida; Sarcoptiformes; Oppiidae.
AUGCACACAAAACUAACCGCGCUAUUCGUGCCCAUCGACGCCGUGGGUCACGUGAACGCCGCCAUAGGACAGGCAGAGGUACUGAUACUCGCGGGACAUCGCGUGGUAUUCGCGGUCAGCGAUCAAUGGAGGGGUCGACUCACGAAGUACGGCAUCGAAGAGGUAUUACUGCACUACGACACGUACGACAAUGAUAAGGACCCGGCUCGUGAGUGGGCUGACAGGCUACAAGAUAAUGGCGUUAUUAAAAAAGAUUCAACCGCAAUUGACAAUCUAAUCAAUAUGACUGUGAACUUGAUGCCAUACAUGAUUGAAAAUGCUAAAGUAUUGGACACCCUGCUGGCGGGGCUAAUACCUAAAAUUAAGCCGGAUGUCAUAUUAGUGGAUCAUGGUUUUGAGUUGACAUCGGUGGUCAAGUCUGGUAUACCCUGGGUAUUGGUUAACAGUUGCAAUCCGUUGGUUCAUUUUGAUUACCCGGAACUGCCACCGCCACUUUCAGGCCUACCCGCUGUUGGACACAGAGAUGAGUGGAAAGCCUUUAGAGCACAGGCAGUGAAAGUUUGUCAACCCAUUAGGGAUAUGAUCAACAAAUAUCUCAAUUCAAAGGGCGUUCCGUUACUAAAUGACAACAAAUUUGUGAUGUAUAUCAAUAACUCGAAAUACCUUAAUAUAUACGGCUAUCCACUGGAGUUAGACUAUCAGGAUAUGAGACCAUUGCCACCAAAUUGGUAUCGGUUUGAUAAUCUUAAGCGCACAGAAAAAGGUCAGCCGUUUGACAUACCGGUGACGUUGAGGGACAGACCGGGAAAGUUGAUAUAUUUCUCGUUAGGAUCCAUGGGUUCGGUAGACGUGGAGAAUAUGAAGAGAUUAGUGACUAUUUUGUCGAAAUCUAAGCACAGAUUCAUUGUAUCGAAAGGACCCAAACAUACGGAGUAUGAGUUACCGGAUAACAUGUGGGGCGCGGCAACUGUUCCCCAAAUACAAGUCCUUUCAUUGGUUGACUUAGUUAUAACCCAUGGAGGGAACAACACUACAACCGAAACCUUUUACUUCGGGAAACCUAUGAUAGUUAUGCCAUUACUGGCCGAUCAAUGGGAUAACGCACAGAGAGUUCAUGAGAAAGGGUUUGGUAUACGACUCGAUGCCUACCAGUGCUCUGAGUCUGAGUUAUUGACAGCAAUUGAUAAGCUAUUGAAUGAUAAGAAAUUGAUUGAGAAUCUGAAGACUAUAUCCAAAAGAAUACAAUCGGAUAAUAGUAUCGCAAAACUUCCUGAACUUAUUGAGAAAUUAGUGAAUAAACAUGAUAUUAAUAAUAAUUAA